Hibiscus syriacus is the source of this 1191-nucleotide messenger RNA. RefSeq names its product GATA transcription factor 5-like. NCBI's taxonomy places the organism in Eukaryota, Viridiplantae, Streptophyta, Magnoliopsida, Malvales, Malvaceae. The record is from RefSeq and is a predicted model, not a curated record. Bases 427 to 1176 code for a protein of 249 amino acids. Gene Ontology annotation, molecular function: zinc ion binding; sequence-specific DNA binding. The transcript is spliced from 2 exons. Gene Ontology annotation, biological process: regulation of DNA-templated transcription.
GUUGCACUCAAACCCCUCUCCUUUGCUCCCUCCAUUGCCUCAUAAACACAAAUUCAAACCUUAAAGUGCAACAAAAUUCAAAAUUUGUCCCCAUAUUAGUUAAUUUAAUAACCCCAAGGAAAUGAAAUCAUAAGACAUAUUUAAGCAGUAAAAAGAGGAGAUAUGGGCAAAUUGUUUUUUCCUUUUUUAUAUAAUUUCAUGGUGAUUGAAUAAGUUUUGAAAUUUGAUUGUUUUCUUUAGCUUUAUCUGCCGACAGAAAACUAGGCAUAAAGAGAGGGGGGCAAGCAUAUUGAAUACAGCUGAGCAAAAUACCCCAUACUUCUUUAAACCAACAUUUAUCUCUUCUUCUUCUUCUGUUUGGUGUUCCAUUUCAAGUUCCUACCUUUAAGAGCAAAGGAAUUUUCUCUUUUGUUUUUCUGUUUGGCCAUGGAUUUUCUCAGGAAUGUGUCGGUCUCCAGUGAGUAUCAAGCUCCUACAGCCUCUAUUGAUGACCUUUUCCCAACUCAAAACACGGAAGUUGAUGUGAGCUUGGAAUGGUUAUCUAUCUUCGUCGAAGAUUGUUUUUCAAGCACCGGGAACUGUAUCCCGGUUGUCGAAACGAAACCUCCAACCGCACCGCCACCUACGGCGGCGAAAUCCGCGAAGAAACCCCACCAGAUGACCCCGCAAUCGUCGCAGAAUUUCGCGGUUCCAUGCAAGGCGAGGAGCAAGAGAAAGAGGGUUUCGAGUUCAGCAUCAACGGUAUUAUCCAAAACCAAAAACAACCCAUUUUUCAACUGGUCCUGUAACCUCCAAUUGGCCAACUCCGACCCUCUUUUGCUCCAACAACCAUGCUGGUUAGCCGACAGUGAACUCAUUGAGCCCAAGAAGGAAGACGAGAACAACAACAGUAGUACCAUGAAAGAGGGCAUCACGGAGGAAGAGAAGCCGUCUGCGGCGGCGGAGGGGCAGCAGGGGAGGAGGUGUAGCCAUUGCUUGGCACAAAGGACACCACAGUGGAGGGCAGGACCAAUGGGGCCAAAGACACUAUGUAAUGCAUGUGGGGUGAGGUACAAAUCAGGGAGGUUGCUGCCAGAGUAUAGGCCAGCCAAAAGCCCUACUUUUGUUAGCUAUUUGCACUCCAAUUCUCACAAGAAAGUCUUGGAGAUGAGAAUGUCAAUUUCUAGUGACAAGUAAUUUCUUAUCAUGAAA